Molecule: messenger RNA, 1911 nt
Organism: Candida tropicalis MYA-3404
Lineage: Eukaryota; Fungi; Ascomycota; Pichiomycetes; Serinales; Debaryomycetaceae
Gene: SWC4
Product: Swc4p
Exons: 1
Coding region: 1-1911 (636 amino acids)
Biological process (GO): DNA repair; chromatin remodeling; negative regulation of transcription by RNA polymerase II
Cellular component (GO): NuA4 histone acetyltransferase complex; Swr1 complex
Molecular function (GO): transcription corepressor activity
Source: RefSeq, a predicted model, not a curated record
AUGUCUGCUAAUGAUAUACUUGACGUUUUAAACAUUCAACGAGAUGAAUCAUCGCAACAACCCGUUAGAAAGAAACAAAAGACUUCCGGAUCAACUCCCACCGCACCGGAUGGUAAACAAUUAACAGGCAUGGCAAGAGAAUUGUACAAUUUGGUUGGUCCAAAUACACCACCUAUAAAUAUUAACUCGAGUAAUUAUAAUUCAAAUAAAGAGAAAUUUAAAAAAUUUAAACCGUCACCCUGGACAAAUAUGCAAUUCAAACCAAAAGAAGGUAUUGUAUUAAACCAUUGGGUAAAAGGGUCCAAGGAAUUAUUAGAAGAAGAACAGAAAGAAGGAGAAAUAAAACCGUAUUUUUUUGAAAAAUUCAAUGUCAAAUUGGAAAUCCCCGAAUUUGUUGAUGAAGAGACUUUUGAGAAGUAUAUGAAAGAAAUAAAAGAAUAUGAGAAGAAGUUGAAAGAAGAAAAAGAAGCAAGAGACAGAGAAAGAAAGGAGAGAGAAUUAAAAGAAUUAGACGAAAAGAAGAAGAAGCAACAAUUACUUCAAAGUAAGCAAGAAGAAAAGAAUAACAAGAAGCUUAGCAAGUUGCAAAAGAAGGAAGACCAAAAGAGCAAAGAUAACAAGACUGAUGACCAAAAAAAUGGACAAGAUAACAAGGAGGAAAACAAAAAGGAUGAUUCAACAAAAGAUGAAAAAGUAGACGAAGAAAAGAAAAAAGAGUCAAAGAAUCUGGAUGAUUUUGAUAAGAAUAAACAAGAGAUAACAACUGAAGCAAGCAAAGACAAUAUUGACAAAAAGUCAAAUGAUGGACCUAAAACGGAUUCCACCAAUGAGAAGGAAAAGAAAGAUGAUACCGUGAAGGAAAAAGGAGAAGAGGGCAAAAACAAACCAGAGGAAGAGGAAGAUGAUACAGAUCAACAAUGGACAUAUCAAGAAACAAAACAUUUAUUCGAGCUUUGUCAAGCAUUUGAAUUAAAGUGGCCCGUAAUCCAUGAUAGGUUUCCAAAUCCAUAUCGUACAGCUGAAGAUUUGAAGGAGCAAUUUUAUAGAAUGUGCAUUAAGAUAUUAGAGAACCAAGAGAGUAACAACCAGGCUUUGAUUGAUUCCCUUCGAGCAUAUUCAAAACCUCGAGAAUUGGAACGAAAGAUAUAUCUCGAAAACUUAUUAAAGAGAACACCUGCCGAGAUUGCCGAAGAAGAAUCGUUAGUAAUUGAAGCAAGAAGAUUUGAGUUGGCAGCAAAGAAAAUGUUGAUGGAACGUUCUAAUUUGUUGUCAUUGUUGGAUUCACCACAAUCAACCCAAAAUGUAUCUCAAUACCAAUCGUCUCAAGGUAUUACAAAUCUUUAUAAUAAUUUAUUGGUAUAUGACAAUCGCCAAAAGAAGAAAUUAGCAAGUAAACACCCACAACAGCAACCACAAGAUCCUGUACCUCCACCAAUUCCACUUGUUGCUUCGUCUUCUAUUAAAAGAGAUCGUAGUUUCCAGACUCAUUUGCAACAAUACUUGUCCAGUUUAUUAAAACAAAAUCACCACACAAACCCUACUAUCAAACAAGAAGCAAAUGCAAUACAACAAUUAUUGAUGAAGAGAUUAACACAAAAAGAAGAAGAAGCCUAUGGUGUAUACUAUCAUGGCACUGAAAAGUUAACUCCUGGUGUAAGCUUGCGAUCGCAACAAAAGUUGCCGGGUUUAAAUCAAAGACAAUCUAUUUUAAAGUCUGUUAAUUUGAUUUUAGAAGAAAUGGAUAUUCCUACUGCCGGUGGAAACAAUUGGAAACCUAUUAUGCCAACACGAAAAACCAUGAGUAAAUAUGAUGAAUUGAUUAGAUCUGUAGUGACAUUGUUGGAUGUCAAAAAGGCAAAGGAUAAAUUGGAAUCGGAAAUUAAACUUAUUAAAAGCCAAAGAGGUCUAUAG